AUGCGCCCCUGUACCGCCUCCUCAUGCUGCUGCCAGGCCCGUAAUCUGCCAUGGGCCCCUGUACCGACUCCUCAUGCUGCUGCCAGGACCCGUAAUCUGUCAUGGGCCCCUGUACCGCGCUCCUCCUCAUGCUGCUGCCAGGUCCAGAGUGUGUCAUGGGUCCCUGUACGGCCUCCCAUUUGCUGCUGUCUCUAUCGCCACACUCUGCCAUGUGCCACUUUCAGGUCUCCUCACACUGCUGGUGGUUUCCAUUUUUUUGUCAUAGGGUGCUGUAUGGCCUCCCAUUGCUGCUGCCUCCACCGCCACACUGUGGCUCCACACUCUGGUUUUGGCCCCGUGACUGCCCAAAUGAGUGAAGUGUGCGGUGAUUCUAAGAUCGACGGCACUCAUCUGCAUGUCAUACUGACUGACAGUAUUAUUUCUCUUCCCCAGCAGACUCCAAGGGCAUUUAAAUUAAAGGUACAGUGUUCUGCACUAAUAUUA
Staurois parvus is the source of this 483-nucleotide messenger RNA. The record is from the annotation of a GenBank genome assembly. Lineage: Eukaryota; Metazoa; Chordata; Amphibia; Anura; Ranidae.